AUGAACACGACUUCCCCGAAUGACAUGGCUUUGAGAAUGAAGCCAGUAACGACCAAAACAAUCAGCUCGAAUCAGGCGACGGAGGCACCAGACCUCUCGUUCAGCAAGGCCAAGCCUCCCGUGACCCCAUACUCCAGAGGUCCAGCAGAAGACGCUUCGUCCCACAUCGCUCUCGUGCGUCUCCUGAGGUUCUUCGAACACUGGGACCGAAAUGAACCCUUCGGCAAGUGGUGGAACAACGAAUUCACUGAGCGUGAGCUCGAACUUCUCAGAAUGCUCGAAGACCACAGACACAGCGAUCACCAAGUCCUCUGGCGCAUGCAGAGUCUGGCACUAUACGAGGGCAAGUUUCUGACCGCACCCCGGCCAUGGGACCAUCAUGAAAUGGUUCGAGAGUUUGGUAACAAUUGUGGCUGCACACCACAACGGCGGAUAGACUUGGCGAUGGCAUGUUUCGAUGAGAGGCUUGAUCAGGCGACCUUUGGCUGGAUCAAGCUCUGGUUCGCUAUCGACGAUCAAGAAGCCCAGGAGAUUUCUGUUCACAUGAUCUUUCCUGAUGCAACACCGAAGUGGAUGGAUUGGGGAAUCGACUGUGGUUGA
Messenger RNA from Zasmidium cellare ATCC 36951, 600 nucleotides. RefSeq lists its product as uncharacterized. The transcript has a single exon. Bases 1 to 600 code for a protein of 199 amino acids. The record is from RefSeq and is a predicted model, not a curated record. Lineage: Eukaryota; Fungi; Ascomycota; Dothideomycetes; Mycosphaerellales; Mycosphaerellaceae.